Molecule: messenger RNA, 1849 nt
Organism: Centruroides sculpturatus (bark scorpion)
Lineage: Eukaryota; Metazoa; Arthropoda; Arachnida; Scorpiones; Buthidae
Product: pyruvate dehydrogenase (acetyl-transferring) kinase, mitochondrial-like
Exons: 10
Coding region: 128-1471 (447 amino acids)
Biological process (GO): protein phosphorylation; regulation of glucose metabolic process
Cellular component (GO): mitochondrion
Molecular function (GO): pyruvate dehydrogenase (acetyl-transferring) kinase activity
Source: RefSeq, a predicted model, not a curated record
AUCGCUCGGUGGGAAAUUAAUUCAAGUGGCGCUCGCCAGGUGUCGGUGCGUCACGAUGAAUAGUAGUUCUCCCGAAUUAACUUUAGAUUUAGAUUAGUCUGAGGCAAUUAUCGCGUAUCGUCCAGUCAUGGCGAAUAUAAAAAAGUCCGUGAGACUUUUCGGCGAUCUUGGGAAGUAUUUAGACUUCUAUUCGCAGUUUAAUCCGUCUCCUCUUUCUAUCAAGCAGCUGGCCGAUUUCGGUAGGCAAGCAUGCGAGAAAACGUCCUUUUUAUUUUUGAGGAAAGAGCUUCCGGUUCGCUUGGCAAAUAUCAUGAAAGAAAUACAGUUACUGCCAGAAAGUUUAUUAAGAAUGCCAUCUGUUAUGCUGGUUCAGAGCUGGUACGAACAAAGUUUCGAAGAAAUCUUGGAAUUUGAGAAGGAGUCUCCCGAUAACAGUAAAAUUUUAUUCGAAUUUUGGGACAAACUGUCAAAGAUACGUAACCGCCACACAAAUGUGGUGCAGACGAUGGCCGAAGGUGUGAUCGAGCUGAAGGAGUCCCAUCCGGUAGACCAGCACGUGGAACGUAGCAUCCAGUAUUUUCUAGAUCGAUUUUACAUGAGCAGAAUAUCCAUCAGGAUGCUCAUCAAUCAACACACGUUACUGUUCGGUUCAGAAUUAAAUGGCCAUCCCCGUCACAUCGGCAGCAUCGAUCCCAACUGCCACGUUUCGUCCGUGGUUGAAGACGCCUACGAGAAUGCGAAAUUUCUCUGCGACCAAUAUUAUUUGACAUCACCGGAUAUCACCGUAGAGGAGCAUAACAGUAAGUGUCUUUUGUUAAUUACCCCAAAAAGAAACUGCAAAUCUGAAGUGGACAAAUUUAUUUUAGUCCUGUCGCCGAAUAGUCCGGUUUCCGUAGUAUACAUACCUUCGCAUCUGUAUCACAUGGUUUUUGAACUUCUGAAAAAUUCCAUGAGAGCGGUGGUGGAACAUCAUGGAACUGCAUGUGAAGCCUAUCCUCCCAUACAUGUUCUCAUCGUAGUGGGAAAAGAAGAUUUAACGAUUAAAAUUUCGGAUAGAGGCGGCGGAAUUCCUCACGGCCAUGUUGAUGCUCUCUUCCAGUAUAUGUACUCCACAGCACCUGUUCCUCCGCGAUCGGGAUCCAAUUCCGCUCCUUUGGCUGGAUACGGGUAUGGGCUCCCUCUUUCACGCCUCUAUGCCAAAUAUUUCCACGGUGACCUGAUCCUGUCCUCGUUGGAAGGUUACGGAACGGAUGCGGUGAUAUAUUUAAAGGCAUUGUGUGACGAAGCCAACGAACUGUUGCCCGUUUUCAAUAAAACCACCAGCAAACACUAUCAGGCAGUGGUCAACAGACACGACUGGAGCAUACCCGUUCUGACUCAAAACGUUCCUUCGUCUCGCUGGUCCAAUAAUUGGCGACUGGGCCACCUGGCGGAUCAGUCCACCGGAAAUCGACCUCACCUGGCCGUCUAACAUAGUUUGGGUUGUGGAAACUCUUAUCUAAUCUAGGACGUUUUACACCUCCGUAUCCCAAAGUGUAUAGUUUUUAAAACACUUUGUACGCAUUAAUUUUUUUAUUUAUUCUUUUUGUAUUUUAUUCUCGAACCUGGAGCCAAUUGCCAAAGUAAAAAAAACGAUUUGUCGUCGGCUCUUAAAAUAAUAUACGUGCAAUAGACAAAUUGCAAAUUAAUAACAGUUUUGGCAACUGCAACGUUCGAGAAUCAGACAUCAUAGCCGUUUGUUAAUGCAUAAAUUUGUAUAAACAAAAUCCAACAUUGUAAUAUAAGAAAAUUGUUCUAUAGUGUAAGUUACUGCAAUAUUUAAUAAAUGUGAAAUUACAGAUUAUCGGCA